Pleuronectes platessa (European plaice) is the source of this 6621-nucleotide messenger RNA. RefSeq names its product endoplasmic reticulum membrane sensor NFE2L1. The record is from RefSeq and is a predicted model, not a curated record. Gene Ontology annotation, molecular function: RNA polymerase II cis-regulatory region sequence-specific DNA binding; DNA-binding transcription factor activity, RNA polymerase II-specific. Lineage: Eukaryota; Metazoa; Chordata; Actinopteri; Pleuronectiformes; Pleuronectidae. The coding region runs from base 585 to 3305 and encodes 906 amino acids. The transcript is spliced from 9 exons. Gene Ontology annotation, biological process: regulation of transcription by RNA polymerase II. Gene Ontology annotation, cellular component: nucleus.
UCCGGAGAAGCAGAAAAACUGAAGCCGGCACAGAGUCACUGUCAGACAGGAACAGAAGCCGAGACUCACCGCCACCUCCUCCACCUCCUCAGUCUGGUGAGACUCAUCCCUCAUAUCUCCACUCUGUUGGAUCUAAUAGCAGCUGCUUCUAUCUCUUCUUCUUCUUACUUACCCGCCAGCGGAGGGAUAUUCCUUUGUUUUCCUGAAGCGUGGAGUCUCCAAGACGACCACCUUGUGUUGGAUGAGCCUGUGAGAAGAGGAAUCUUCUGCGGCAAAUCUCUGUUUUAGAUUUUUAUUAAUAACUAUCAAGUCCUAUUUUAAAUUAGUAUCUAAGUUAUAACAAAAAGGACUUUAAUUUUAGAAUUUUUUAGUACUGAAGAGAUUUUCGAGUUUAAGCCCAGUGUGAAUGGGGAUUUGAGUUUUUUUUCCCCAGCCCCUCCUCCCUCCACAGGGAGGUCUUCUUACAGAGCAGUGCCAGACAGAGCUGCUAAGGACCUUACAACUUUCCCGAGAACACUACAAACUGACUGGUGGUGACUAGGGGUCCCACCUGUUACUCCUUUUUUUUCUCUUCGGAGACAGCAAUGACCAUGCUGUGCCUAAAGAAAUACUUCACAGAGGGCCUCAUCCAGGUGGCCAUCCUGCUGAGUCUCUGUGGAGUGAGGGUCGAUGUGGAACUGGAGACCUACCUGCCUCCCUCCUUGCAAGAGAUGAUCCUGGGUCAGACCUCUGCACUGACCCAGACGCAGUUCCACAAUCUCCGCAACCACCUGGAGGAUGGCCACGGCUUGCACCCCAAGAAUGUAGACCUGGACGGAUUUUUCACAACAAGAAGGCUACUGGGCUGGGUGCGCUCUCUGGACAGACUACAGAUUCCUCAUGCUGAGCUGGAGACAUGGCUGGUCCAGAGGGAGCCAGAUCCUCUAACUAUUGAUCGUCCAGAUCAGUCCUCCCUGCUGGAGAGAGCUCCUGCCCGGGUGGAGAGAGACCUGAUUGGUCUGACUGUGGAGCCUAGACCUGGACUUGGUACCUUGCAGGAAGAAGUGGAGGCUGAAGAAAAAGAGGAAGAAAUACAGAAUGAGCUUCAUUACAGUGAUGAUCUGGAUGAGAGUGGAGAGGAAGAGGAGGAUGAAGAGGACGACAUGGCCAGGAUGCAUAGCCACUACAUGAGGACACUGGGAGGAGGAAGAACAGAGGGUUCUGACAGCCGUGCUAACAGCAGAGAUUUGACUCACAAUGAAGCGGAACAGAGUUCUUUCCCCCUUCAGGAGUGUUUGAGGCUCUUGGAGGAAACCUUUCCCUUCACAGAGGAACAAGAGUUAAGUGAUGAUGGCGGUAGAGGGGGAGACCUGGGACGUCACCACUCAAGCAGGGAGCCCCUGCUUUCCCCCAUCAUACCCACUGAUAACCCCACUUUGGACCUGGAGCUUGACUGGCAGGACCUGUUUGCUAUCAUGGAACCUGAGAACACAGAUGCUGACACAAUGACAUCAUUAGACAACGUCUUAGAGUCAAGACCCCCUGGGCCGCCGCCGCCUGUUGAGUCAGAAACUUUUAACCUAAACUGUAACAACCUUGACAACGGCAUAACCGAUGCUCAUCAGGGUGCCCAUCUAGUAGAAACUCCCCUGCAGCAUGGUUUCUUGUGGCCUGCCAGCCAGCCCCGGCUCGAGCCAGCCCUUCUCUCCCUCACUCCCAGUGCGGAGUUAGAUGAUCACACUUCAGCCUUCAAUACGUGGGAUGUUUCGAAAAACUCAAACGUGAAUACCUUACACAGGCCUCCAGAUCACAUGGAUCUCUUGGCUGACGAACCUUCAGAAGAUUUCUCUAUGGGACAAAAUGCAGAUGAUAACUCGAGUACCUUCAACAUAAACCUGUUAGCUCAAGAUCCAGUGGAUAACUUGGAAGAAAGUCAGAGAGUAGAAUAUGCUCUCUACCCUGGAGACCUCGCUAGCUUUAACGUUAACUUAAAUUCACGUGACUUAAAAGCUCCCAGUCCUUCCCUGUCCCCAGACAGGAAUGAUAUGUCUCAGAACCUUCCGAUAUCUCCCUCCAGUGUCUUUCUAGUUGAUGAGGAGGAUAUUGGUGAUGAAGACCUCCCUGGCCAAAUUAGUGACCUCCUACAGGAUGCUGCCAUCUUGGAUGAGAUGAGAUUGUUGGACCUGGCUCUGGAGGAAGGAUUCAGUCCAGAGAUGGCAGCACGGCUGGAGGAGGGCGGCUACCUUGAUACUGACAGAGAUGAUGAUCACUCUUCCAUGGCAGUCACAGAGGAUCAGAGUGAAACAGGACUACACCAGCAAGAUGGUGAUGAAGCAGACACUGACUCUGGUCUCUCCCUGGACUUCAGCUACAGCCCUGCUUCUCCAUGUGCUUCUGAGGCCUCGUAUUAUUCAUCUUCCUCCUCGUCUGCAUCAAACUCCUCAUCAUCCUCUAUUUCCGAUGUGGAAAGUCCCUUCUAUGAAGACAAGGAAGAAGAUGCUGAGGAAGGAUUAGUUGCUUCAGAUAUGGAAGUGGAGGUGACCAUAAAGCAGGAGGAGCUUGAUGAGGAGGAGAUGGGGGCAGUAGGAGGAGGGUAUCCUGAAGACAUUAAGAAACUCUUCCCUGUUAACUAUGGUGAUCACAAGCUGUCAAAUGGCUUUACUUGGCUGGAGCAGAUUGACCAUGAUCACACGUACAACCAGCCCUUCCCCUCCGCCUCCUCUCCAUCACGAAAUAUGCCCAGCAAACACACAAAAUCCUCUCCACAUCAUCCCAACCCCAGGAAUUACCACUACUCCUCUUCCAGACACAUCUCUGAAACCAAAAUGCGGAGCCGAGAUGAGCGACGUGCUCGAGGCUUGAAGAUUCCUUUCUCCAGCGAGCUGAUUAUUAAUUUGCCAGUGGAAGAGUUUAAUGACUUGCUAUGCAAUUAUAAACUCAAUGAGGAGCAGCUAAGCCUUAUCAGGGACAUUCGGCGCCGGGGCAAGAACAAGAUAGCAGCCCAGAACUGCAGGAAGAGGAAACUGAAUGUGCUGCAGGGACUUGAGGACAAUGUUUCAGGUUUGAGGCGCCGCCGUUCGCGACUGGUCCGAGAGAAACAGGACGCCCUGAGGAAUUUGCAAGAAAUGAAACGCCGACUGGGCACUUUGUAUCAGGAAGUCUUUUCAAGGCUGAGGGAUGGAGAAGGAAGGCCACUGGAUUCUGCAGAAUACUCUCUUAAUUUUGCUCCCAAUGGUAGUGUCAUGGUGGCUUCACACCAACAAGAAGGAUGGGUGCCACUGACGGGAGAAAAAACAAGCAAGAAACAGAGGAACAAAAAAAAGUGAGGAGGGAAUAUUCUCAGUUCUGGACAUUUGAAAACAUAGGGAGACUGGAGAUUCAUUUGAGGAAUGAUGUGGUGGGAUACAGGGAUUCUUUAUUUGGUGUUAAAUGAAGAUGCUGAAAGAGAACAUUAAAUCCUCAAACACCCAAAGAGAUAAGUGGCUGGCUAGAGAGGGAGUCAAGAUGCAGGAAGCGUUCUUUUUAUUGUCCUGAUGAUGUUGAUGAUAAGGCAAGCUUUUCACCAUAAACAUUUUUCUACACUGGAAAAAGACUUCCAGCUCUUGACAGGCGUGGGAUACAACUGGGAUAAAUUUGGGAUGUCUGUACUCAUUGGACUCCAAACAACAGACAAUUGAUGAUCUGGGACCAUCAUUAAAAACAAACAGCUCUAUGCCUAUGCAAAACCUUGCUUUCCUCACAUCAGACACGAGAAGGGACAAUCCAGCAGGCUGACAGCAGGCUGGACCCUGGCUGUCGGCUAAUUCAGCCAAGUGCAGACGAUGAAAGAGCCACCAAAGAUAGAUUGCUGGCAUCACUUCAAUGAUGCAGAAGGACAGCUGAUUGACGUGGCAGCACUUAUAAUUUACACCAAAAAUACCAAUGUUCGAAGGUAUGAUGAACUAAUUGAGAAGAAGGUGGGAUAUGUCAGCAUUCAUCACGUGAUUCAGCUGUGAACAAAGCAAGUGAUGGAAGGUAGACAAUGAAGAAUUUAGUGGACAGGGAGCAUGGAGCCCCACCCCAGGCCACUCACAGCCGAUAUAGGCUGGUGGACCCUCCCUUCAAUUUACUGUUGUGUUGAAGAGGUACAAAGUAAAGUCUAAAAAACUUGGUGUACAAAUAUUUAAGGCUUUUGGGGUUUUGGAAUCACAGAUCGAGCUUUUUUGUUAUACACUGUUUAACUGAGUGAAGAAUGAUUAAUUUUCUGAAGAAGUUGUGUUGGCAUUGGUUUUCUAUUUCCUGUCAACUGGAAGAAUUUUAGCAGUGGGUUUUAACUGUGCCUUCUUAAAUGUGGAUUUGGGUUUUUACAAAUUUACCACAUAUCAGUCUCUGUGAAACUGUAGCUCUCCUGGUGCCUGUUCCAAAGAAGAUGGCAGGAAUCUGUUUUCCAAAUGUAGCGGAAAGGGGGGGUCGGCUCUGCAAUUAAUGAAACCUACUGUCAAUCGUGGCAGGUCUGUAAAAUAUGGGGUAAAUACACCAAGACAGAGUUAAGUUGUGAAGCCAUUAAUGUUCCUGUAUGGGAGUUGGGGAUAUUUAAGGUGGAAGAUGUAUCACAAGUAUCGAUUUAAAGACAAAUUACAAAACACAAACGACAGAUUUAUAACAUCAGGUUCUAAGACUUCAAGGAUAGUGGGGGAGUUUUGAAGUCAGCAUAUCACCCUCUGGUGGUUGUAGAAAUAGCUGAGCAAGACCGAACUCAUUAGAGAGCAAUUAUUAGUACACGGAAUUGGCAGCAGUUUGACCUGUUGGUGUUAAUAAACUUUUAGGGGGAAGUCUUUUAUUCAAAGAUAGUAGUGAAAAUGAGUUUCUCAGGAACGUGCACAGCCAGGACAAGCUAGUAGUUUUUCUCCUCCUAUACAGUACAGUCAAAAAUACAUUUUCAGUUUGUGAUAAAAAAAAGUUGAUUCUUCACUUAGCAGAUACCUCGUUAAUAAAUCACAUUACUCUCCAUAUGCACCUGUGCCCCUUGAACAGCAAAGGCAAUUGUAUGGAAUGAAUGUUUAAACCAAAAUAAAAUAUAAUUUGACGGUGAGAACUUUUAAACCCCUGCAUGCAUGCCUCACUUCUUCAGAUGGAACAAGAUUGUAUUCAUUGUUGUGGUUGUUAAGCAUUUUUUUUUGUGUUUGCCCACUGUGCCUGGUAGUAUUCAAGGACAUGCACCUCAACUUUUGUAAUAUUAAAACUUUAUUUCCUUCUCUUGUGUUUACAUGGUUAGAAAAAUCAGCGCAAAUGUUGCCAUUUGCUGUUGUGCAUUACAACUGGGUCUGUGUGCUUAAAUGGUGAAUGGUCUGUAUAUUUAGUGCUUUUCUAGUCUUGGUGACCACUCAAACACUGUCAGCGCAGCCAUCAGGGGCAAUUUGGGGUUCAGUAUUAUCUUGCCCCAAAGACACUUGGGCAUGUGGGAUCAAACCACCAACCCUCUGGCUAGAGGUCGACCUGCUCAACCUCCUGGACCACAGCUGCCCCACUGAGCUUCAAUUAUGUGUAUAAUCAGGACAGUUGGCAGAACUUGGCAAUCAAAUGUUGACUGUAUUAACAGAAUAUACACUCUUGUUAGCAUUGGCUGCAGACUGGGUUUUAUACAUUCAGGGAAUAUUAAAACUGAUACCAUGUUGAUACUGACCAGGAGUUUUUAAUAAUGUGACACUCACACUUGUUUUGUUGGACACAAAUGGCAGCACAAAAAAAGGCAGAUGGUUUUAGCCAUCAGACAGCAUCUAAAUGUAAAGAGAUGUGGUGGCUGUCUUUCUUACUGUAAGCCAUUAGACCGGAAACAUUUGAGACACCACAGUACAAAUUAUUAUGAAAACAAAAAAACUUUAUUGUCCAAAACAGACAAAGUAAGAUCAGCCUGACAGUGACAAUCCACGUGAAACCAAUAUACAAGCAACAAGAUAACACAAGCUAAUCUGCUAAACACUGAGAACAGUUUCAGAGACAAGAUAGAAAAGCUAAGUAGCGGACCCAGAUACAGCCAAUUCAAUCCCUUCCUGUCAAGGGGGAGUCCGAGUGAAGGAUAUUUCAGUCAUAAGACUGUUGCACACUGUGAAGACAUAAGAGCCUGUAACAACCAAAAUUUUUACAGCUAAACAAACACUGGCUAAAAGAAUACAAUUUUCAGAUUGACAUUUAGACCUGUAAUUUGGACCCAGAUGAAAAGACAAACGGAUGUUGCAGUUUCCCACAGAAUUAACUAGGAAGAAGUUGGUGUUAGCAAGGGGAGCGCUGCAGAUUCACAGUGACAGGUAUACAGACUGAAGGGUGACAGCUAGGUUCUCGCGUGAGGUAAAGAACUGCAUUGCAUGCCACAACUGCUGCGUGGACGGUUGACCUUAGUGCCAGCUAGCGGUAGCCUGAAAGCUCGGGCGAGCACUCUGAAAAUAGCGCUGUACUGUAAAUUGGGCAGCAAACGAGUCAGAGAUUUAAAAAACAUUUUUGGUUCAGAAACAUUAGAUGUGGUACCAGUUAAAUGUAGAACAAGUAUUUUUGUGAAAGACAGUAGGAAUUUGAUUAUGCUUAGACAACCUGUCGUCACCUGUAAAGUCUUUAAUGCAACUUACUGCUUAAGGUCAUUAUAUGCCUUCUUCAACAUGUCACACGUGG